Sycon ciliatum is the source of this 1779-nucleotide messenger RNA. RefSeq lists its product as uncharacterized. Lineage: Eukaryota; Metazoa; Porifera; Calcarea; Leucosolenida; Sycettidae. The transcript has 3 exons. The record is from RefSeq and is a predicted model, not a curated record. The coding region runs from base 1 to 1779 and encodes 592 amino acids.
AUGCACUCGCUAACGCAGCCACCGUCGGGAGAGGAGUUGACCCAUGCCCUGAGACAUCUGAAGAACGGCAAGGCUGGUGGCAUGUCGCAGAUCGUGCCUGAACUGUUGAAGGCUGGUGUGCCCGUCCUCCACCCACUCCUUCUGGACCUGCUUCAAUCUGUCUGGUCGGAGGGUUACGUACCGCAGGACUGGCGUGAUGCAGUGCUCAUCCCCAUACCUAAGAAGGGUGACCUUUCUCGCUGCGACAACUGGCGAGGAAUUGCGUUGCUGGAGGUUGUGGGGAAGCUAGUUGCUAGGGUCGUGCAGAAUCGGCUGCAAGUGCUCGCUGAGGAUGAGCUACCGGAGUCGCAGUGUGGGUUCCGGCGAAACCGUGGUUGUGCUGAUGCCAUCUUCUCUGUCCGCCAACUGGUAGAGAAAUCAUAUGAGCAUAGAUCGAAGCUGUUUUGCGUCUUUGUGGACCUCCGCAAAGCAUACGACUCUGUGCCUCGUGAGGCUCUGUGGCAGGCAUUGCUUCGGCUCGGUGUCCCCCCUCAGGCUGUGGCUCUCGUGAAGUCGUUCCAUACGGACAUGUCGGCGUCUGUUCGUGUUGCUGGUGGUUGUACCGAUCCGAUCUCUGUACAAAAUGGUUUACGGCAGGGGUGUGUCAUGGCUCCUGUGCUGUUCAACCUGUAUUUCGGAUUGGUGAUGGAGCGGUGGAGGUCUGUUCUCAGGGAGCGCGGCAUCGAGUCUGGUGUGGAUUUCAGCUUCUUGAUUAAUGGACAGUUGUUUCCCCGUGCAGCUGGGCGACGUCGACAGUCUCAGACUGGUCAUGCUGAUGAUUUUGAGUUUGCCGAUGACGCCGUCCUACUCGCAACAACUCGUGCUGCAGCCGACCUGUCCCUGUCCGCCUUCUGCGAUGUGGCAUCCAGCUUUGGCCUCACGGUCAGCAUGACGAAGACUAAGCUACUGGUCGCGGGCUAUGGAGUCGCUGCCGCUGAUUGUUCCGAUCUGGCAGUUGGCAAUGAAAGGGUUGAAGCUGUUACCUCCUUCCCCUAUCUUGGAUCUGUUAUAACUCCGGAUUCGCGAGCUCAUGCCGAUGUCCAGAGCCGCCUUGCGAAGGGUGCCAGGGCCUUUGGCUGUCUUCGGCGGAUUUUGCAUGAUCAGAGCCUGAACCUGCCUACUCGACGGCAUUUGUAUGUGGUAUGUGUUCUCACCACGGUUUUGUAUGGCUCGGAGUGUUGGACCCCAUUGAAGUCGGACUUGGACAAGCUGGACAGGUUCCAUCACGCCAACCUACGGUCAAUCCUUGGCAUUUCGCGCGGCCGCCAGUGGGAGCAGCACAUUACAUCGGAGCAACUACGCACACAGUGGGGUGACCCUACUCCACUGUCGUGCAUGGUACAGCGAAGACGCUUGGAGUGGCUUGGGCACCUAGCUCGGCUUGAUAACAAUCGGUUACCCAAGCAGUUGCUCUUCGCUCAUCUUCCACGAACCCGCCCGUUUUGCGGCCCCCGACAUCGCUGGAAGGACGUUGUCCAGGCUGAUCUGACUGUGGCCGGUGUGCACAAUUGGUUCCAAUCAGCCAACGAUCGCGGAGAGUGGCGUGACAUAGUGUCGGCAGCAGCGGGGGUGAAGGAGCCUGCCCCGAAGACGAUUGUGUGCCACCUGCUGCUGGCUCUCUACUUUUCUGUUGCAGACGCACAGAUGCAAGAACGUGGCACGUUACCCAAGUCCCUUAACUCACAACCGCAGUGGUUGUUGGACUUUCCGUUCAACACUAUUGAACGCCGAUCGCGCUAA